Oryctolagus cuniculus (rabbit) is the source of this 3038-nucleotide messenger RNA. It is a transcript of the gene GABRR1, whose product is annotated as gamma-aminobutyric acid type A receptor subunit rho1. Gene Ontology annotation, molecular function: extracellular ligand-gated monoatomic ion channel activity; GABA-A receptor activity. Lineage: Eukaryota; Metazoa; Chordata; Mammalia; Lagomorpha; Leporidae. Gene Ontology annotation, cellular component: membrane. The record is from RefSeq and is a predicted model, not a curated record. Gene Ontology annotation, biological process: monoatomic ion transmembrane transport.
GCUCAGCCUCUCAGCCUCUCUGGCCCUUUGCAUUUUGGAAAUUGCUUUGGUCCUUGUUUGCUACCUUCUACUCAAUGGACCAGAAAAGGCAGAUCUUUACCGACGCAUUUACCCCACCUGACAGCCAACUGAUAUAGACGGGCCAAAAUAAUCGUUCCACAGGGACGCAGGAAUUCAACCUCCCUUCAGAAAAUCCCUGACAUCUGACGUAGGAGGAUUUAUAGGUUUAGUGGAAAUUGCUUUCUCCUGCUCCCCAGAUUACAUACUGUGGGUUGAUUUUUUUUUUUUUUUUGCAUGAGUAAACAGCCUUCUAAUAAUGAACGGACCAAUAAUGUCUUAAGAGAGAAAAAGACCAUCCUUUUCCUUUUCUGCGGUUUCUCGAGAGAACUUAUGUGGAUUUGCAAACCUAUGGUGGCUGCCCAGAAUAUGAAAUUUAGCAUCUUUCUUUUGUGGUGGGGAUGGGCUUUGGCUACUGAAGGCCGAAUGCACUGGCCAGGAAGAGAAGUGCACGAGAUGUCUCAGAAAAGCAGUAGACCUCAAAGACAGAGACGGGAAGCUCACGAAGAUACCCACAAGCAAGGCAGCCCAAUUCUGAAACGAAGUCCUGACAUCACCAAGUCGCCCCUGACAAAGUCAGAGCAGCUUCUGCGCAUCGAUGACCAUGAUUUCAGCAUGAGGCCUGGCUUUGGAGGCCCAGCUAUUCCUGUCGGCGUGGAUGUGCAGGUGGAGAGCUUGGACAGCAUCUCCGAGGUCGAUAUGGACUUUACGAUGACCCUCUACCUGAGGCACUACUGGAAGGACGAGAGGUUGUCCUUUCCAAGCACCAACAACCUCAGCAUGACAUUUGACGGGCGUCUGGUCAAGAAGAUCUGGGUCCCCGACAUGUUCUUCGUGCACUCCAAGCGCUCCUUCAUCCACGACACCACCACGGACAACGUGAUGCUGCGCGUCCAGCCCGACGGCAGAGUGCUGUACAGCCUCAGGGUUACGGUGACCGCCAUGUGCAACAUGGACUUCAGCCGAUUCCCUCUGGACACACAGACGUGCUCGCUUGAAAUCGAGAGCUAUGCCUACACGGAAGACGACCUCAUGCUGUACUGGAAGAAAGGCAACGACUCCUUAAAGACAGACGAGCGGAUCUCGCUGUCCCAGUUCCUCAUUCAGGAAUUCCACACCACCACGAAGCUGGCCUUCUACAGCAGCACAGGCUGGUACAACCGUCUGUACAUCAACUUCACCUUGCGGCGCCACAUCUUCUUCUUCUUGCUCCAAACCUAUUUCCCGGCCACCCUGAUGGUCAUGCUGUCCUGGGUAUCUUUCUGGAUUGACCGCAGAGCUGUGCCUGCCAGAGUUCCCUUGGGCAUCACGACGGUGCUGACCAUGUCCACCAUCAUCACGGGCGUGAAUGCCUCCAUGCCGCGCGUGUCCUACAUCAAGGCCGUGGACAUCUACCUCUGGGUCAGCUUCGUGUUUGUGUUCCUCUCGGUGCUGGAGUACGCGGCCGUCAACUACCUGACCACGGUGCAGGAGCGGAAGGAGCGGAAGCUACGGGAGAAGCUCCCUUGCACCUGUGGGCUCCCUCAGCCCCGGGCUGUGAUGCUGGAUGGCAGCUACAGCGAUGUUGAAGUGAACGACCUGAGCAGCUUCGUGCCAGACAAUGGAGAGAAGCCGGACAGGAUGAUGGUGCAGCUGACCCUGGCCUCAGAGAGGAGCUCUCCGCAGAGGAAAAGCCAGAGAAGCAGCUACGUGAGCAUGAGGAUCGACACCCACGCCAUUGAUAAAUACUCCAGGAUCAUUUUCCCGGCUGCAUACAUUCUAUUCAAUUUAAUAUACUGGUCUAUUUUCUCAUAGAUGCCUGUGAUUCUGUACGUUUCCUGUUCUCCAUGGUAUGCACUACGAAACACUUGUGUUAUGAAAAAGAAUUGCAGGCUAUGGUAAACAAGUUCUCAGUAACACCCAUCAUUUCACUGUCCCUUCUCCAGCUUUCCAAAGCUAUGCUGAUAAGACACUUACUGGUUUAAUUUGUACUUAUUAGGCAUCUACUGUAUACACCUAAUUCUACUAGGUGCUGCAGGAAUAUGAGACUGUAGCAGUCAUGUUAGUUGUUACCCAGAUCCACUGGAAAACCACACUACCGGUGUUGAGGACACUGUAGUCCAACCUCUUGUAGACCCUCGCUGCUUGUCCAUAUGAACAAUUCCUUGACGGGAGUGCAUGUCUUUCGGACUAGGUGGGAUUGGGGGAGCACUUGAAGUUCAUGUCUAUGGAACCCACAUGCACCUUAAUCCCCUCUGACAGAAACUCAUGCUCCAGUUCAUAGCCUCUUACCUAUUUUUUUUAUGCAACCCCUGGUGUUGAACAAAAGGCAGUAAUAAUACUCACAUUAUUUUUACUUACGUUAAUGCAGUUCACAAGGUUUCCACCUCUUCUCAAGGAAAACUCUAGAUUGGUGCGAUUGCUCCUGACUUUGGUGGAAAUUUCUCUUGUAGAGAAACUGAAGACGAGGGUACAUGAAUGCAUUUCGUUGGUUCUGUCAUAGAGACACUAGGCUAGAAAACUUGUGCUUCGGUGUCCCCUGUUUGGUAAUCACCGCUUCAUGAGCCUCUAGGUGUCCUCACUCAAAGUCAAGUCCUUUCUUAGCAAUGUGAUUUCCCCCCGAAGGAAAUUGGGAAGAGACUAAUUUCUCUUGUAGGAACAUUUUUUUAAUGCAUAACUUAUUAAAAUGAGAAAUUCAUGGUUUCUCAAGAGAGAAAGAACACCAAAAAGCAAACGAACCAAGAAGGCAUCCCUGGAUGGCUGCUUUUGUACUCAGUGAAUACCAGUGUUUUCUUUGAAUCAGGAGAUGGCUGUCAUAUAGAGCCGGGCUGAAGGAUGGGCACUGGAGCUGAUGUCAGGUCAUGGGGUAAAGGAGAGGCUUCUGAUUUGGUGUAUCAUUUACAAACAGUUAUUUAUAUCAUAUACACUUUAUAGGUCAACCCCCACCAAACUUACCCAAACAGCACUGUCUGAUUUUCAACUCACUUUAAUAAAGUGAAUGC